UGUUAGACAAUCACACUGACACGUAUCAGAUAUCAGACACAUCUUCUAUCUGAAGUGUCAGUGCUAUACAUUUAUUCAUAUAUAUUACUAUGAAAUCAAGGCCUAUAAAGCACUAGCUUCAUAAAAUAAACUAUAAUGAUCAGAAAAAUGCUUCAUCUAUGGUUAUUUAGCAUCAAAUUCAUAUACCUUUUCUAUUUUGCUAGAAGCCAAAACAAUAGCAAUUCACAAGCACUACUUGAUUAUAGAUAUGCUUGUUUAGACCAAUCUUCUGUUGCUCCUUCUACAACAUACCAAAGCAACCUCAACAAUUUAAUCUCUUCAUUAUCAUCAGAUUCAGCUACAAGCAAUGGUUUUGGAAAUAGAACUUCAGGUAGUGAUCAAAACAAUAUGGUUUAUGGACUCUAUCUUUGUCGCGGCGAUGUUAACACAAGCCUUUGUCAUUCAUGUGUUCAAAACUCUAGCAGAUUGCUCAAACAGCACUGUCCAAACAAUAACACAGCAAUUUUGUGGUACCCCUUUUGUCUUUUCAGAUACUCUAAUCAAAAUUUCUUUGGUAAUCUUACUAUAAGACCGAGGAUUCCUAUGUUUGAUGCAAAACAGAAUUUUACUAGUGUUGGUGAAUUUGAUAGUGAUGCUAAGGUUUUGAUGAAUGGUUUGAUACAAAUGGGAUCACAGACAGAUUUAAUGUUUGGAACACAUAUGUUUAACAUAAACGGUACUCAAAGAAGGUAUGGUUGGGUUCAAUGUAGUAGAGAUAUUACUAGUGAGGAAUGUAGAACUUGUUUGAGUAAUAUGCUUGAUGAUGUUCAAAAUUGUUGUAUGGAGAAGAAAGUUUGGCGAAUAUUUUCUCCGAGUUGUAUUGUUAUGUAUGAAACUCAACCAUUCUUUUUGAAUGAUUCGCAGUCUAAUGCGCCUGCGCCUCAACAAGCCAAAGAAAAAGAUGGCACAAGCUCAUCAACUAUAAUAAUCAUUGCUGUAAUUGGAACAAUAGUAGCAGCUCUAUUGGCUUUCAGUACAUACUAUUUCUGGUGCUUAAAACAUAGAAAAGAGAAAAAUGCCAUGCAAGUCCUUAGUCCAAUUUUUUAUCAAGAUCAGCCUGACAUUGAGGACACAGGAAAUGCUGACUUACCUAUGAUGCCUCUGAGUAGCAUUCUAAAAUGUACUAGUAAUUUUUCUGAUGCAUAUAAAUUAGGGAAAGGUGGAUUUGGCACUGUCUACAAGGGUGUUUUAGCAGAUGGAAGGGAAAUUGCUGUUAAAAGGCUUUCAAAAACUUCAGCUCAAGGUGUGGAAGAAUUGAAAAAUGAAAUAAUAUUGAUUGCCAAAUUGCAGCAUAGAAACCUUGUGAGACUAUUGGCUUGCUGCAUUGAACAAAAUGAAAAGCUUCUUAUAUAUGAAUAUUUGCCUAAUUCAAGCCUUGAUUUCCACCUAUUUGAUAUGGUGAAGGGUGCACAACUAGAUUGGAAACAAAGAUUAAACAUUAUUAAUGGGAUUGCUAAAGGACUUCUAUAUCUUCAUGAGGACUCUAGGCUCAGAGUUAUUCACAGAGACCUAAAGGCUAGCAAUAUCCUCUUAGAUCAUGAAAUGAAUUCAAAAAUAUCAGAUUUUGGACUGGCAAGAACAUUUGGAGGAGACCAAGAUGAAGCAAAUACAAUUAGAGUUGUAGGAACUUAUGGAUACAUGGCUUCAGAAUAUGCAAUGGAAGGAUUAUUUUCAGUGAAAUCAGAUGUUUUCAGCUUUGGUGUUCUUCUGCUAGAGAUCAUCACUGGAAGAAAAAACAAUAAAUUCUAUCUCUCAGAGCAUGGCAAAAGCCUUCCUAUAUAUGCAUGGAACCUUUGGUGUGAAAGAAAAAGUUUGGAAUUGAUGGAUCCAUUGAUAGAAAAGUCAAUUGUACAUAGUGAAUAUAUAAAGUGUAUACAUAUUGGACUAUUGUGUGUCCAAGAAGAUGCAGCAGAUAGACCUACAAUGUCAAGUGUUGUCCACAUGCUUGCAAGUGACAAAGUGACUCUUCCCAACCCAACACGCCCUGCAUUUUCUGUUGGAAGAGCUGUUGUUGAUCAAGUUUCUUCAUCAAACACUUCUAUCUCUGUCAAUGAAGUAACCUUGUCUGAAGUGAGGCCUAGAUAAACAAUGUGACUUGACAUGUUUUUCAUUUUAGCUUUUGUAGGAUUCAGAAAUUUUGUAGUAUAGUUGCAAAUUACACAAAACAUAGAACAUAAUGAUUUGGAAGAUUGCACAAGUUUUUGGUGUGUAAAAAUGAUUGAAUUUUGAAAAAUAUAUCUUAAGGUAUUUGUUAUGGCUUAUGUUAUUUGAGUCGGUGAUUUUAUAAAGAA
Molecule: messenger RNA, 2330 nt
Organism: Cicer arietinum (chickpea)
Lineage: Eukaryota; Viridiplantae; Streptophyta; Magnoliopsida; Fabales; Fabaceae
Product: cysteine-rich receptor-like protein kinase 19
Biological process (GO): protein phosphorylation
Cellular component (GO): plasma membrane
Molecular function (GO): protein serine/threonine kinase activity; ATP binding
Source: RefSeq, a predicted model, not a curated record